Molecule: messenger RNA, 1720 nt
Organism: Xyrauchen texanus (razorback sucker)
Lineage: Eukaryota; Metazoa; Chordata; Actinopteri; Cypriniformes; Catostomidae
Gene: c1qtnf1
Product: C1q and TNF related 1
Exons: 4
Coding region: 191-994 (267 amino acids)
Molecular function (GO): protein binding
Source: RefSeq, a predicted model, not a curated record
CCUCAUGGCAUGCUGAGUUUGGUAGAACAGGAGAGGGAUAAGUCUUAAAAACACUGACAGGCACUAACACACUCUGAGAGAAAGAGCAGUGUGACACGGACAACACAAGCAUCCAAAGUGCAAUAACAAAGAGCUGAUCUGAGCACCACAUUCCCUGUGGACCUUCAGGUUUGAAUCUGCUAAAAUAAAGAUGCAGGUGGUGAGUCUGGCUCUGCUGAUGCUGGUGUUUGCCAAAUGGGCCGAGCCGUACUUAACCCAAUACCCAGAUACGGAGCAGGACAAAUAUGAGCCCAGAGACUAUCAAAGAUCCACAGAAUACAACAGAGACAGCAGUAGAACUGAGUGCAGGCGAUGCUGUGACCCUGCAGAGGAGCCCCCACAGUAUGCCAGCCCACACCCACAUUACCAGGUUGUACCACAGAUAAACAUCACUAUCCUGAAAGGGGAGAAAGGAGACACUGGUGAGAGAGGACCCUAUGGGAAAUUAGGCAAAUCAGGACAAACUGGUCCCAGAGGGCCCCAUGGCACGAAGGGAACCAAGGGCAGCAUUGGUGCCCCAGGGGAACCCUGUAAGUCCUACUAUGCUGCUUUCUCAGUGGGACGCAAGAAGGCACUGCACAGUAACGACUACUACCAGACCAUGAUCUUCGAUACCGAGUUUGUCAAUCUUUAUGGUCACUUUAACAUGUUCACAGGCAAGUUCUUCUGCUAUGUUUCGGGCAUCUAUUUCUUCAACUUGAACAUUCACACCUGGAACCAGAAGGAGACGUACCUGCAUGUGAUGAAGAAUGAGCAGGAGAUGGCCAUUCUGUAUGCCCAGCCUAGCGACCGCUCCAUCAUGCAGAGUCAAAGCCUUAUGCUGGCGCUGGAGAGAGAUGACCAGGUGUGGGUUCGGCUCUUUAAGGGCGAGAGAGAGAAUGCUAUUUUCAGUGAUGACUUUGACACUUACAUCACAUUUAAUGGUCACCUCAUCAAGGGAAAUUCAGAAGGCUGAUCGAAGCACCAACUAUAGACAACAAACAUGCAACAUUUCCAUACCAGUGGUGCUACAAAAAAACAAAGUGAUUGUACAAAAAUUAUAAUAAUUAUUAAGAUAUAGGAAUAAUUUAAAUACAAUUAUGUUUUAGCUCAAUCUUGAGAUCUGUUUGAAAGGAUGCAGAAAAAGGAGAUUGAAAUAUAGUCAUAUAAGAUAAAAAAAACAUUGAAUUAUGUCAAAUAUUAUGUUUAAUAACAAAUAUUUCAAAACUGCAGUCUGUAAAUUGAGACAGAUACUUUGACACAGGCCAUGCUUCAGAUAUAACUAGAGAAUUUCUAAUCAGUAAAGAUACACCUUGAUGGUGCAUCUAAAUAUAUGUACUGUAUUUGUAUCAAUGAAUGCAUCUAGUGUUAGAAUACAGUUGAGACUUCAUAGUCCUAUUGGUGCAUAAGUGACAAUACUGUGGAUUUCAUAACAAUGACAGAUAUAAAUACAUUGAAACAGUAGCAAAUAUUUAACAUGGUAUACAUUGCUGCAUUAUAUCACUGUAAAAUACUUUUAGUAAAAAAGCUUAUUAUUUUAGAAAUCUCUUGAAUGAACUGUAAUGUCACAGGUCACUGAGGUCAAGAGUACAUUUGUAAAAGAGGACUGACAGAGGCUUUGGCAGAAAUCACAUUUAUGAUUAUUUUAGCAGUUGUAAAUGUUCUUUCUCUGGCCAUUAUCAUUAAAGGCAACUGACUCUUA